UGCAUGCAUACAAUGGCACGUAUAGUUAUCUGUACGGUCGGUUUUCCAAGGUUAAGUGUAGUACGAGGCCCUUCGAUCCGGAGAAUUCCCUCUAUCCAUCUGCAGGCUCAGGCUUCAGCUGAAGUGGCUGUGCCGAUCGAUGUGUUGGCUGCCAGCCUAACUUCAAGACUUCCGUCUGUUUUCCCUCUCCACGAUACUACUACCUCGUCCUUUGACGUCCAUUCAUUGCACAUUCCCGUUGUUUCUCUGAGACGAGGUUAAGGCGAUGAUGCUGAAAUGGAGCCGCUCAUCGCCCUCAGCCUUGCGGGAAACAUCUUGCAAUUCAUCCACACCACUAGGCAGCUAAUCUCGACGACCCGAGAUAUUGUCGACAAGGGAAGGAAAAAGGAACACCUCGAACUCGAAUUGAUCGCGCGGGAUCUACAAGAGCGAGCAGAUCGCAUUACCGUCCCCGUCCCUGCCUCCUCCGCAACAGGCGAAGAUGGCAAUGACCAGUCUCUCCUGCAUCUUGGGACUCAAUGCAAAAGCAUCGCGACGGAACUUCUCGCGGUUCUGGAGAAACUCAAGCUCCGAAAAGGCGGCAAUAGAUGGGAUAGUUUUCUACAAGUGCUAAAGACGGAGUGGAAGAGCUCGGAGAUCGAUGCGCUUCGCCAAAGACUGGAGCGUAUUGCGGAAGCUGUCAAUGCGCGGUUCACGGAAUCUCAACAGCGCAAAGUGCUUGUGCGCUUAGAUGAGCUGCAUGUGGAGAAUCUCCGUCUUGAGAUGUCUCGAGCGUCCGACAUAGUGGAUCUGAAAACAAAGUUCGACAGGCUGUUUGACGGAAUUAACAAGAGAGGGAAGAACGAUUCUGAUGGGGGAAGACUCGCUCAAAUCAUGUACGAAGCCUCCUCUACGGGACUACAGUAUUGCGCAGAGCAAGUCAUCCUCGAAACCAUCCGGUUUGAUCGCCUAGAAGACCGCUACGCCAACAUCUCCGCAGCCCAUCGCAGCACCCUGAAAUGGCUCUUCGGUGAUCCAGAGGGUGGGCAGCGACAGCUCUCUUCUGCAACGUUUGUUCAGUGGCUGGAGUCCGACGAUGACCUUUACUGGGUUUCCGGAAGACCUGGCUCCGGAAAAUCUACUUUGAUGAAGUUCCUCUACACCGAACCGCGGACCCAAGCUUACCUGAAGACCUGGGCGAACGGAGAUCAGGUCAUCUCCGCGGAAUACUUCUUCUGUAAGCCAACUAACCGUAGGAAUAUCAUUCUGAGACAUGCUAAUUGUAACGUCAUGUUAGGGAAUGCGGGAAAGAAUGUCCUGCAGAAAUCGCAAGAGGGCCUUCUCCGGUCCAUUGUUUACCAGAUACUGAGGAAACGCCCAGAUCUGAUUCAAACACUAUUCCCAGAGCUCUGGCGUCUCUGCAACUCGCCCAAGGACUGGGAAAGUCGUGAGCCUGUGCUGAGGGCAAAGGCUGCGCUCCUUCUUGAUCUUUCAGGCCUCCUCGGCACCCUGAGUCGCACCUGUCAACUCCUCACCCAUUCCAAGACGCGGUUCUGCUUCUUCCUCGACGGGCUAGACGAAUACGAAGGAAACUCAGGGGACGUCAUCAAAUUGAUCGGCGAGCUACGAAAUCUACCGUCCGUGAAGAUAUGUGUCUCCAGCCGGCCAUGGAACGAGUUUGAGGAGGCAUACGGAAAACGGAGUACCGCGAAGCUAUACAUGCAAGACUUCAAUGGACAAGAUAUCAGUGGAUACAUUUACGAUGUCUUUUCCAAUGACGAAUACUACCAAGAACUUGAGGAUAAGGAUACGCAAGGAAGAGCCUUAGUUGAAGAGAUCGUCGACGCAGCGAAAGGCGUUUUCCUAUGGGUCGUCCUUGUUGUUCGUUCAUUUCAAGAGGGACUUCGGAAUGGAGACAGCAUUCAGCUGCUAAAGGAAAGGCUUCGCACGCUUCCGAGAGAUCUGAAUGGGUACUUCGAGCGGAUUCUUUUCCAUGAUGUGGAUGACUUCUACCGUCGAGAGGCCGCGCGAAUGUUCUUCGUCACUCUAGAGGCGAAAGAGAACUUACCUUUGCUAGCUUAUUGGUAUCUGGGCGAAGCCAUCCCAGCGGAGCGCAGACCAAUGACUAUGCAGCAGACGAAUAAGCGCGUGAAGGAUAUAAAGAGGAGGCUUAUUGCUUCCUGUAAGGGACUUCUGGAGCCACACUAUCAAUCGCCCGACAUUCUUGAGGAUCCAUUGCCGUCCGCCAUACUCUUUAAUGAGAAAGUCGACUUCCUCCAUCGUACUGUGCGCGAUUAUCUUGAGCUCCCUGGAACAGAAAUCCUCAUCCGACGCUGGAUUCCACGCGAUUUCGACCCUCACGAAGCCAUCUGCAAGGCACUCUUCUGCCAAGUCAAGACAUCACCGUGUGAGCCGGAAUAUUUUGGCCCAAUCUCGAGGCUUCAGAGCAUCUUCCUUUACCAUACUUCCAAAUCACCCAAGCGCAGCGCUGAACUGGAGAACCUUGAGCCUCAAAUGCGUGGGAUGGUGGAUAGUUACGAAAGGAGAAAGAAAGAAACUACGGGCCAAACGUCAGGCCUUGAUGCGGAUAGUCAACUAACAACAGCUGGGAGAUCACGGGACGCGCAAACUACCCUCGCGAUCCCGAGUUUCGUUCCCAAACCCGAGGAUACUAGCCCUUCAGACACCGGUCCACCGAAGGGAAGAUCGUUGUCUCUUUUCAAACGCUUGGCAUCGAAAUUGGGACGGAAAAAGGGUUGAGCAGAGGAAUAGUAAUGGGCUUGUUGGUGCUCGCUUGGAAGCGAAGC
Molecule: messenger RNA, 2786 nt
Organism: Trematosphaeria pertusa
Lineage: Eukaryota; Fungi; Ascomycota; Dothideomycetes; Pleosporales; Trematosphaeriaceae
Exons: 2
Coding region: 277-2739 (820 amino acids)
Source: RefSeq, a predicted model, not a curated record